AACAAAAACAAAAAUUAGGAACAGGUAAAAAUGAAUCAAGCAUAUACCAACCGAACGAAGGAAAACUCGAAAAUAAACGAAAUACUUAACGAAAUGAACUCGAGCAAACUGAACGAAGUGAACAAAUACGCCGCCAUUUUCUCUUGUGCAUUUCUAUGUCAAUAGUUUACUAAUAUCAAAAUUUUUGGUGGGGUUUUGUUGGGGCAAAUUGCACAAUUUUCCCAUAGAAUUAUACAAUUUUUAAUUCGAAUCGUGUAAAAAGUGUAGUGUGAUAUCAGAAAAAUGUUCGUACGCUAUUUGGAUUAUGUAAUGACGCAUCGAAGAGGCCAAUAAAGCCAUUGAAUAAGAAUCGUGCGUGCGAGCGAACCGAGCUGUGGCCAACGGCAACAGCAGCAUCAACAUUCGUCCAAAACGCAACCUGAAGCUGCAUCAGCUCAUUAUUAUAUUUCAGAAAGUGAAUAUUUGAAAAAAGUAUAGUGGCGAUUUAAUAUUGAGGUCUCUACCUCACAUUGCGCAGCCUAUGCUGCCUAAUUAAAGAGUAUCAAGAACCCCUGUAAGUCCCCAUGCUAGAACAUACCCCUUACACCGUGUAAAAGUUGUUUGUGUUUCUGUGUGAACGUUCAAAGACCGAGGAAGUUUCCUCGAACUUUACUCUUGCGAACUAAGCUCGUUCAUACCUGUUCAACGAUAAUAUAUAGGGGUUAAAGAAGAGACCAGAAAUCAACUACUACGAAGACAAUAGGAAAGAAAACCAACAAAGGAGUUGAAACGUAGUCGUUUUUAUAAAUUACUUGUUACAAAGAAGUACACAUACAACGCGCAUUUUAAAUCCACAAUGGCAACCAGUGACGAUGAACCCAUGCACCUUUAUGAGGUGUUUCAAAAUUGUUUUAAUAAAAUAGCAAACAAACAACCAAGCACUGGUGGACCUGAACGAAAUGGCGGCUAUCAAUCACCCUACGGCGGUCUGGGCAUGGAAAAUGGCAUGUACCCUAAUGACGACUUCAAUCCUAUGCAUGACACUCCAGGAGGCAGUAAUCGAUUCGGUGAUGGCGGAGCUGGAGUAAAUCAGUAUUUUGACACAAAUCUCGGAAAUGGUGGUGGUGGUGUUCCGCCUGGUGCUAGUGGCGGUCCCGGUGGAGGCUGGUACUCGUCAACCGUAGGUGGCUAUGGAAAUCAAAACUCAUAUCAAAAUAAUGGACCGCUGGAUCCUCAUCACUUAACACCACAACAACACCAUAAUCCUGAGGCACAACAUCAUGGUAUGACUGGUGGCAGUAGUAUGGGUGGCGGGCUACCUAUUGAUAGUGUGGGAAUGCACAGUCCAGUGCCUACAUCGCUACCGCCAAUGAGUUCAUUUCGUAGUGGUAACAAUAAUAUGCAACAAAUCAGUGGUCCUGCGGCGCACUCGCCAGCGACGCUUUACAAUUCGCCACAACACAAUACUUUAGCGACGGUAAACGCUCAUGGCCAUCAUCCGCUUUCCCAUCACAGCCAACAACACAGUCCAGCAGUACAGUCUGAUGCCUUUGGUGUAGGCGUUGGUGUUAGCGGUAUGGGCUUAGGACCGAAGGGCCCAUCUGCAACUGCGGGAAAUUCGACUGCCUCUUUGCGACAGCACAUGUAUAUGACUGCUGCGGCUGCGGCCGCUGCCGAUCAAAGUAUAAGCAGUUUUAGUUCAAAUCCUUCAACGCCAGUAAACUCCCCACCGCCUUUGACGCAAAGUGGUUUAACACAAUCACUGCUGGAUAAAUCAGUUGUUGGCAGCACAGGUGGUGGGGCACCAUGGGGAGCGGUUCUCAAUAAUACUGGAGGUAGUGUAAACUCGGUUGGAGGUGGCAUGGGUGUUGGUGUUGGCGGUAGUUAUGGUACAGACGUUGGCCCAUCCGGUUUGCAUACAAUGGCAGCUGUCUUCCAGGGUGCGCGAAUGGAGGAACGUCUUGAUGACGCGCUCAAUGUGUUACGCAAUCAUUGUGAGCCUGAAUUGUUGAGCGGUGUAGGGGCAGCUCUUUCUGCCAUGGACAACAUGGAUGGCUUAUCUAGUUUUGUGCCAACUUCUCCGCCAUCUCAUAUGGUUGGCGGCGUUGGCAGUACAAGUGGCGUUUCAAAUCUACAUUCACCACAUGAUGUUCUAGCAGGCAAUGGUCCGACACUUGAUUCGGUCGGUAGUGGUCUAAAUGGUAGUCAAUCGACAGUACCACAAAUCAAAAUGGAAAGAACAACCACGGCAACAUCAAGUGCAACUGGUACCACAUCGAAGUCGUCUAAGAAACGGAAAGAAGCGGCAGCAGCCGCAGCUGCAACAUCUGCAAUGUCAGCAGCAACGGCCAACUCUGGUGCAGGUGCCUCGACAUCAUCAAUGAGCGGUGCCAUGGGCGGUAUUGUGGACGGACCCGAUAGCAAACCAACCAGCUCAAUGGAGGCUACACACAACAAUCAGCAAGGAGCGUCAGGGAAGGGCUCAAAACGACCACGUCGGUACUGCUCAUCCGCCGAGGAUGAUGACGACGUAGAACCUGCCGUUAAAGCGAUGCGCGAAAAGGAACGCCGCCAAGCGAACAACGCGCGAGAACGGAUACGUAUACGUGACAUUAACGAAGCAUUAAAAGAACUGGGACGAAUGUGUAUGACACACCUGAAAUCGGACAAACCGCAGACAAAACUCGGAAUACUAAAUAUGGCCGUGGAAGUGAUAAUGACACUGGAACAGCAAGUACGCGAACGUAAUCUGAAUCCGAAAGCGGCGUGUUUGAAGCGUCGGGAAGAGGAAAAAGCCGAAGAUGGUCCAAAACUUGCUGCGCAACAUCAUAUGUUACCACAACCACCCGGCGGUGGUGUAUACGGACAACCGCCAAUGCCACAGGUGUCUGUUCCACCAGGCGCCGGCCUGCCCGUACCGCCACCACAAGGCAGUGGUGUGCAAUUGCCACCACAUCUACAACAACACAAUCAACAACAACAUCCACAACAAUAGCAGGCGGCAGCAGCAGCGGCAAUAGCAGCAGCUACGGCACUUAUGACUGAACCUCCCACUUCCCAAUUACCUUACAGUACCCAACAGCAGCAGCAACAGGAGGCCAUCAAUAAUAGCUCCAACACAGCGAACGCUAUCGAUUUGGAGCAACAAAUAUUGAGUAACCUUUUUCGGCGCAGGCAUCCGCCGCCACCACAUCUACAACAACACAGUGGCAACAAUGCGCAUGCGCAAUUGCAACCCCAACAUGCACAGCACCAGCAGCUGUAGGCAGGCAGGCAGACAAACAAAGCAGGCAGUCUCUGUGUUGCCAAUUUGCAAUUUUGCCCCGGUGAAUAACAAUAGUGAUGUUCGGUUGUUCUACGUUGGUAGUGGUGGUACGUUAACACAAACAAUGCACCACGUCCCUAACACACACCACACUCAUACUACGGAAGCACAAAUGCACGCACAUAGCAGCGUCACAAUUGUAAAUAAUUGAUAAUUGAGUAAGAAAUAGUAUAUACAUAUACACUAUAUGUAUGUAGUAUACUUUUAGUUUUUACUGCUAAUUCUAUGCGUUAUUCUUGUUUAAUUAACAAAAGAAACGCACAUUUUUUUACCUACUCUUUCUUUUAGUUAGUGCUGAUUUCUUUUACCGAUUUAUGUUUAAUCUUACGCAUACAGUGUUGAUUUGUUUAGAAUUUUAUCAAUAAUCUAUUUUAUUUCAAACUUUUAUUUUUUUUUUUUUUCAUUUUCUACUUGUCGUACAACAACAAAUUAUGUACACUUGUACAUACGACAGCCAUAUUUUUCUAUACCUUUUAUAACUUAAGUAGUAUAAUGAUAAGUAGAUUUGGUAUCGCUUCGUUUGUCGUUUGUUUGUUAACUGUAAUUGUGCAUAGUUUUUAUUCGCCAUCAUAAAUCAAUUCAUCCCCAUAAAUAUUUUUUAUACAGCUAUUUAGUAUGUUGUUGCUUUAGGUCAAAAAAAAUUAUUUUUAGUAGCGCAAAAAUGAAAGAGACAGAGUUCUAUUCCCACACUCCACACUCCACACUUUAAAUAUUAUUCGUAUAAGCAGUAAAGUUUUUUAAUUACACUAAAAUGUAAAAAAAGGCUAAACGCUCGGUGAAGUUAACAGUAAUGUUAAAAGCUAUAGCCACUUUUCUUCCCAUGUUCGUUUUUUUUUCUUAAGUUUGUAUGUGGAAGUUUUAACGCAAAACAAACAAAUGUUAAUAACAGCAGACUGUUUACUACGGCAAUAUACUUAGACUGAGCUUAUUUAUUAAAAAUUCAAAGUCUAAUUUUUAAUUCAAGUUGAUUUAAAAAAAUGUUAAUUUGAAAGUUUAAUUGCGAAUUUUGUAAUUCAAACAUUUUGCAUUAAAAAUUAAAUUUUCAAUUUUUAAUUCAGAAAAUUAAAUUUUUUAAAAAUAUUUCUUCAUUUAAUAAUAAAAUUUGAAAAUUGAAAGUUUAAUUCUUAAUUUCAAGCAUCUUGCAUUAAAAUUUUAGAAAAUAUUUUUAAUUUAAAAACUGUAUAAACGAAAUUAAAAUUAUUUUUCAAAAUUAAAGCUGUAAUGAAUAGGGAUACAAAAAGAACGAUCACAUAUUUCUAACUGAAUCAUUAUAAUUAAGAACAAUUAUAUAUAAAUACAUAAAUAAGACAAAAAGUGUUAAACUAGUUGAAGUCUUAUCAAAAAGAAGCUUUCCUUUUUAAAAUAUAACCGAGAUUUACACAAGCGCGAAAAAAUUUAAAUUCUAAAGUAACUUUUUUUAAAUUUUUAAUUAUAAACUUUGCAUAACAAUUUAAUUUUAUUUUUAUCAAAUCGGUAUUAGGAACAAAAAAAAUUUUUUUUAGUCCGGUUUUUUGGUAUUAAUUUUUUUGGAAAAGUUAAAAAAAUGUUAAUCUCAAGUUUAUAAUUAAAAAGUAAAGAAAAAUAAAUUAAGAAUCAAUCCGGCAUUUGAGAUUAGUAUUAAAAAAAUUAUUUUAUAUCUAUAAUUUCAGAAUUACAAAAACUAACUGUUUUGAAUAUAAUUCAUGCAAACGUUUUAUUUUAUUUUUUUAUUUUAUUUAUUGAUUUUUUUUUUUAGAUUUAUUUCUUUAAUUUUUAAAUAUAUUGACUUAUUUUUUUUUUAAUAUAUUUUCCUUUAUUUAUUUAUUUUUAAUAUAUUUUUCAUUAUUUAUUUAUUUUUAUUAUUUUUUUAUUUUUAUUUAUGUAUUUAUUUUUAUUUAUUUAUUUAUUUUUAUUUAUUUAUUUAUUUUUAUUUAUUUAUUAGCGCAAUUCUUUUCAAGCAAAAUACAAACAGAAGCUCAUUUUAAGUAUAUUUGCGUCACUGCUAUUGUUUUUUUUUAUUUAAAUAAGUCUUUAAAAUUCUUUUUAGCUCAAUUAAUCAAUAUAAAGUAAUGCAUAUAGUUUAUAGGGGAUUACACGCCCGUCUGACAAUCAAAUACAUUCUGCCAUAGAAAAGUUUAAUGACAAAUUGUCGUUUUUUAAGAGUAUUAAGCACUAAUAUGUUUCGUUUGUGGAACAUUAGAGGCGUUGUGGAUUGAAUUGUAGCAUAAAACUCCAGCAGCAGCUAAAAAAUUAGGUUAUAUCAUAUGUCAUGCUGAUAUUUUAUUAUUUUUGAUAUAAAAUAAAAGUUCUGUCUGUCCAACUCUUCAUAUUAUAGCGUAACUUUAACUGUUAGACCAAAAUUAAAUUAUUAAAUUUCUUUUUUUAUUGUGAACGUAUGAAAUUUCAGCAAAACCAUUUUGAAUUGCAGUAUAUAUGUAUGUAAAUAAUUGUCACUAGACUGUUAGAACUAAAAAACAAAUAUAGUUCAUAACCUUCACAUUUGUGAAAGUGAGUAGUAAUGCUGCCUUGGCGGUCACCGAGCGGUGUGUUGCAUUAUACAUAUAUAUAUACCAUAUAUAUAUAACAAAAGUACUAGAACUGUUUUGUAAUAUAAUAAACAAGUAAAGUGAAAUAAAAUCGAGUGAAUGAAGCGAGGCAGUCGUGAAUAUGGGCUAAAAUAAAUUAAAGUAAAUAUAAAAACAAAACAAAACACACACAAAUUGAAGUUACAUAUAUACAUACAUAGAAUAAUAAUACUUAAUUAUUAGCUGCAUAUAAACAUAGGUACAUUAAUGUAUAUGUAAUAAUUAUUAUGACUAUAUAUACAUAUUAUAUAUAUAUAUAAAUAAUAAAUACAAAUAUAUAAAAUGGUUUAAACUUAAUGAUAUAGAAUUUAAGACCGCACAAAAAAAAACGUUAUGCAAGUUAAGAAUGUUGAUAACAAAACAGAAAAAGAACGGUAUGAUAAGAAGUUCAAGAGUAACGCUAAGAGAUUUUUGGGUAGCUAUUGCAGUUAAAAAGAGCGCGCAGUGUAGGCAUUUUCAUCAACGACCGCUUCACUUGAUCGACUUAUGAUUGUUGGUAGUAUGAGUGUAUAUGUAUAUGUUAGGCAGACGGCGGUAGUAUCAAUGAUUGUUGUUUUUCCACAAACUGAUAGUGGAAAAUUACAAAAUGUUGACGGAUGUAAGUGUUUGACGCGGCGUUCCAUGGUCCAUAGCAAUGCAGAACAGCAAAUCAGAUCAGUAAGGAGUAACUCAGUCUUUAAAGGGAUCAAUAGCUUUUCGUUUAAAGAAAAUGUAUAAACAAGAUUUGUUUGUCUACCUAUCUGAGGUUGCGCUUGCAA
Bactrocera oleae (olive fruit fly) is the source of this 6626-nucleotide messenger RNA. Lineage: Eukaryota; Metazoa; Arthropoda; Insecta; Diptera; Tephritidae. The record is from RefSeq and is a predicted model, not a curated record.